AUGGACGCGCCGUCAAAGUCGUGGCUGCCGCAUCAGGGUCAGUUUGGGUUAGGUGGUCAAGUGGAAGUGUGCUGUGGUGGAUCCGGCGUUUUAACCCCAAACCAAUCACGGAGGGCAAGUUUUGCCUCUGUGCGACAGUCAAGCAUGGAAACGCCUCCCAACACCACCCCACAGUCCUUCAGACAGCCAAGUUUCCUCAAUCGAAGGCUGAAGGGCUCCAUCAAGAGGGCCAAAAGCCAGCCCAAACUGGACCGGACGAGCAGUUUCCGACAGAUGAUUUUGCCUCGGUUCCGUAGCGCCGAUCAAGAAAGGACACGCUUGAUGCAGAGUUUCAAAGAAUCCCACUCCCACGAGUCGCUGCUUUCUCCCAGCAGUGCUGCCGAGGCUUUGGACUUGGUGCUGGACGAAGACGCCGUCAUUAAACCCGUCCAUUCUAGCAUUUUAGGGCAAGAGUAUUGCUUUGAGGUUACAACUAAUUCAGGGACAAAAUGUUUUGCCUGCCGUUCCGCUUCGGAGAGGGACAAGUGGAUUGAAAACCUGCAAAGAGCUGUCAAACCCAACAAGGUGAGCCUUAUUCUAAUUCAAGACAACAGCAGGCGAGUGGAAAAUGUGCUCAAGUUAUGGAUCAUUGAAGCCCGGGACUUGCCAACGAAGAAGCGCUACUACUGUGAGCUGUGUCUGGACGACAUGCUAUAUGCCCGCACCACCAGCAAACCUCGCACGGACACCGUCUUCUGGGGCGAGCAUUUCGAGUUCAACAACCUGCCCACCAUUCGUAGCCUUCGCUUGCACCUCUAUAAGGAGACGGACAAAAAACGACGCAAGGAGAAAAGCACAUACAUCGGCCUUGUCAGCAUCCCCAUCUCCAGCAUCACAGGCCGUCAAUUUGUAGAACAGUGGUAUCCCGUCAUCCAGUCCAGCGUUUUAGCCAAAAGCGGCGGUGUCGGGAGUGGCAAAAUUAUCAACGCCUCACUUCGUGUCAAAUCCCGCUACCAAACCAUGAACAUCCUCCCCAUGGAGCUGUACAAGGAGUUCGCUGAGUACAUCACCAACAACUACCGAACACUGUGCGCAGUUCUGGAGCCGCUGUUGAGCGUGAAAAGCAAAGAGGAAGUGGCGUUUGCCUUGGUGCACAUCCUCCAAAGCACUGGGAAAACCAAGGAGUUUCUCUCUGACAUGGCGAUGUGUGAAGUGGAUCGAUUCAUGGAGCGCGAGCACAUGAUUUUCCGGGAGAAUACACUGGCUACAAAAGCUGUGGAGGAAUACCUCAAGCUUAUUGGGCACCGAUACCUCAAGGAGGGAAUAGGUGACUUCAUCCGUGCAUUAUACGAAUCAGAGGAAAACUGCGAGGUGGACCCCAUGCGAGUCCCGCCCUCGGUGCUGGCUGACCACCAAGCUAACCUUCGGAUGUGCUGUGAGCUCCUACUCUGCAAGAUCAUCAACUCCCUCUGCAUUUUCCCCCGUGAGCUGAAGGAGGUGUUCGCAUCAUGGCGGGCCCGGUGUGCAGAACGCGGCAGAGAGGAUCUGGCCGACAGCCUCAUCAGCUCCUCGCUGUUCCUCCGUUUCAUGUGUCCGGCAAUCAUGUCACCUUCGCUUUUCAACCUGACUCAAGAAUAUCCAGCAGAACGCACCUCGCGGACUCUUACACUUAUUGCCAAGGUCAUGCAGAACUUGGCCAGCUUCAGCAAGUUUGGACCUAAGGAGGAAUAUUUGUACUUUAUGAAUGAAUUCCUGGAAAUGGAGUGGGGCUCCAUGCAGCAGUUCCUCUACGAAAUCUCCAACAUGGACGCCGGAGGGAACGCCGGAGGUUUCGAGGGCUACAUCGACCUCGGCAGGGAGCUGUCCAUGCUUCACAGUCUGCUGUGGGAGGUCAUGGGGCAGCUUAGCAAGGACGCCAUUCUCAAACUGGGUCCGCUACCUCGGCUGCUGAAUGACAUCAGCGUGGCCCUGCGCAACCCCCAGCUGCACGCCGUCACCAACCACCAGCCCGAGCGGCCCAAGGACAGACUCUUCUCUCGGCCCACGUUCAAUCGCCUCAUGUCCUCCGACUUCCAGAGCUUGAUGAUGCGCGACUUAAACAGUUCCAUAGACAUCUCCCGCCUGCCGUCGCCGCCCACCGUUUCGGCCGUCGAGUCCCUGUCGUCCAACCUCAACAUGAGGCGUCAGGCCGAACGAGACCUGCGCUCAUCCCGUGAAGUGUUUUACGUGACUCGACCCCCGCUGGCUCGAUCCAGUCCGGCUUACUGCACCAGCAGUUCGGACAUCACGGAACCCGAUCCUAAGGUUCACAGUGUGAACAAAAGCGUGUCAAUGAUGGACCUCCAAGACUCGCGCAUGAACAGCAUCUCCAACCUGAACUCUGUUGGGGACAUGUUAACCUCCUCCCAGGCCUCCAUCGCCGGCUUGGGCCACAGCUUUAGCAACUUGGGCGGCCCCCUCCGCAUGGGUGGCUCCGGCCUGAGGCUGAGCCAGAUGGGCCACAUCGGCGGCCCCACCGAAUCCAUCUCCCAGCAGCAACAGCAGGCAGCGGCGGCCAUGAACUACCCGCUGUCUUUCCAGAAUCCUCUCUUCCACCUGGCGGCGCAGAACUCGCCGGCUCAUCCUCCGCCGCCGCCCCUCCUGCUGGCACCGGAACCGGAGAACGGCCACCACGACUACACGCCGGCAUUCGGCAAUAACGUCUUCUCCCGCAGUGAAGAUUUAUCGGCGCUACGGUCUCAGAACAGCCUGGUUCAGCCUAGCAUCGUCCACUCGCAUAGCUAUAGCGACGACUUUGCCCGGCAGAACCAGAACGACUUUGUCUGGCACCAGCUCUCUCUCCAAGUGCAGGAGUCCCUCCAGCAGCAGCACAUGAUGGGCGUGGCUUCUCAGACGGCCACCGGAACAGGCACGCCCGCCUCCUUGGCCACGCCUCCUACGACCGUUCACCCCGUGCGCCAGUCCUCCAUCGCUCCUCAGCUCCUCAAGUCCCAACGCUCCAUCAACAACCCGGCGACUGCUACGCCACCCAAGGCCCGACCCCAAAGCAGGAACCUCCUACUGGAAUCCACUGACACCAACUUCAUUCAGGCUAAACAGCGGCAAACGCAACCGCAACAACAACAGCAACCUACGCAAACUCAGCAGCAAGAGACUACGACGGACAGUCCGGCUCCUGGUUUGCCGUUUCAGACAGGAGCCUCCAAGGAGAAUCAGAAUCCGUCCUCCGUCGCUACCGCCGCGGCCGAGGACUCGACGGACACGCCAACCAAAAGCGGGAAAAAGUCACAACAGCUGCAGCCUCCACAACAACAUCUGCUGAAGCCACUGGGCAACAAGCAGGGCUCUCAGUCCAACUUAAAUGAACGCACCGUAGCUUGGGUGUCUAACAUGCCUCAUCUUUCCGCUGACAUUGAGAGCCUGCGCCCUGACCGCGAGGGCCAGCUCAAGGAGUACUCCAAAAGCAUGGACGAAUCCCGUCUGGAGAGGGUGAGAGAGUAUGAGGAGGAGAUCCACUCUCUGAAGGAGCGUCUGAAAAUGUCCCAUCGCAAGCUGGAGGAGUACGAGCAGCGGCUAGCGUCGCAGGAGCAGCAAACCAGCAAGAUUCUUCAGCAGUACCAGUGCCGCCUUGAGGACAGCGAGCGCCGUCUCAAGCAGCAACAAGUGGAGAAGGACUCUCAAAUCAAAGGCAUCAUUAACAGACUCAUGGCUGUGGAAGAUGAGCUGAGAGGGGGCGCCAUUCCUGAUAUUAAGCCUCGAAUCCUCACAGACCAGUCUAUCAGCCAGGGGUAUGGGGGCCUCCCAGGAUCCUGA
Messenger RNA from Nerophis lumbriciformis (worm pipefish), 3792 nucleotides. The record is from RefSeq and is a predicted model, not a curated record. Lineage: Eukaryota; Metazoa; Chordata; Actinopteri; Syngnathiformes; Syngnathidae.